Messenger RNA from Stereum hirsutum FP-91666 SS1, 498 nucleotides. RefSeq lists its product as uncharacterized. The record is from RefSeq and is a predicted model, not a curated record. NCBI's taxonomy places the organism in Eukaryota, Fungi, Basidiomycota, Agaricomycetes, Russulales, Stereaceae. The transcript is spliced from 4 exons. Bases 1 to 498 code for a protein of 165 amino acids.
AUGGAAGCGUUGUGCAUAACCGCGGGAGUAUUGAGCGAAGUAGCGACGAUGACGCAGGGCGUGCCAUAUAUCCAGACACUUUCGAAUCUGAUCACAUAUGUGGUCUCUGUCAACGACGAUAUCGAUUUGUUGAGGUUCGAACGAGGGUUGUUGAGAGACAAAGUCCUGCACCUGCAGAGCAUGAUAGACGAGACGGAGAGGAGGCUUGGCCCCGAUGUAGAUCUUCCCAUGGAUUUUCAAGAGCCGUUCAGGAUGCUCGAAAUUAUACUUAAGCAGGUCGUUGUCGUUUUAGAGAAGUGUGUUGCUACCAAGGGACCUCUGGGAAACGCGAAAUACCUGUUCUCCAGAAAGGAUCUCAUCAAAAGUAUCAAGCACUGUGAUGAAGAGCUCAACACUGCCUUGAAAUGCUUCAACACGAAGCUGCAGGCCAUCCAAUCUCUUGAUAUCAAGGACGUAAAGGUAUAUGUUUCUCAUUAUUUAUCCACCAUAUACCUCUGA